Molecule: messenger RNA, 1315 nt
Organism: Panicum hallii
Lineage: Eukaryota; Viridiplantae; Streptophyta; Magnoliopsida; Poales; Poaceae
Product: C-factor
Exons: 6
Coding region: 188-1033 (281 amino acids)
Source: RefSeq, a predicted model, not a curated record
AGAGAGAGAGAGAGACGUGUCCCGCCGCUGUGCCAUGAGAAUCCCCGACCCGAGCACGGGCGCCACCAUUACUGCGCAAUACGAACGCAACCACCUCUUCAAUCCUUUGCUGAAUUGCGAGCGAGCUCGUGCCAUGAUCUACGACAGAUCGUGAAGGAAGUAAAGGGGGGCGGGGCCGAAUCCGCCGAUGAGGGGAGGGGGAGCAGCGAUGGCGAGGCUGGCGGUGACCGCGAGGGCCUUCUCCGCCUCGGCCUCCGCCGCCGGCGGCGUGGCCAUGGUGCAGGGCGCGUCCCGGGGGAUCGGCCUCGAGUUCGUGCGGCAGCUGCUGCGGAGGAGCGACGAGGGCCGCGUCGUCGCCACGUGCCGCGAGCCGGGAAACGCGGCGGAGCUACAGAAGCUCAAGGAGGAGCACGCACCGGGGCGCCUCGCCGUGCUGCCGCUCGACGUCACCGACGAGAGCACUAUAGAGGCCGCCGCGGCCUCGAUCCAAGAGACCCAUGGUUCUCUUGACCUUCUGAUCAACUCCACCGGCAUCCUUUCCAUCCCAAACGUGAUACAACCAGAGACUACACUGAGCAAAGUUCAGAAGUCAUCCCUGCUGCUGGCCUAUGAGGUGAAUGCAGUCGGUCCAAUCCUAGUGAUCAAGCACAUGUGGCCAUUGCUGAAGGUUGGAGGUCGCUCCGAGACCGGGAGAGGAUUCUCAUUGGUUGCAAACAUGAGCGCUAGAGUCAGUUCGAUAGGUGAUAAUGGUCUGGGGGGCUGGCAUUCAUACAGAGCUUCUAAAACUGCACUGAAUCAGUUGACGAAGACAGUGUCAGUAGAGUUUGGCAGGAAGGACAACAUUGCCUGCAUCCUGCUACAUCCAGGAACCGUGGACACCGACCUCUCACGGCCCUUCCAGAGAAACGUCCCCAAGGACAAGCUCUUCACGAGAGAAUUCUCCGUGCAGAAGCUCCUCUCCAUCAUUGACAGCGUCAAGAAAAGCGACAACGGCAAGUUCUUCGCAUGGGACGGCCAAGAAAUCCCUUGGUGACUCGUGGUCACUGUUUCAGCCAGCAGCAUACAGGUCAACAAUGGGAACAAAUUUUCUUUUUGCAAACUGUUGUCCUGUUAUCGUUCCACGUUAUCGCUCCGGAUUUUCCACAAGUGGAUGCGACCACAUUAAGAAGUGAGCUGUGGAACAAGAAGAACCACAUCAAAACAUGGCGAUUGGUUUCCAUUCACUUUCCGGCUGCAUAGGAAAGAUGUGAAUGUUUGCUGACGGGUGAUGACGCAAAUUUUAUUUGAGUCCUUUUAAUUCUGGGUGUUUUUCUCA